Atta colombica is the source of this 2320-nucleotide messenger RNA. RefSeq names its product calcitonin gene-related peptide type 1 receptor-like (gene Dh31-R). Gene Ontology annotation, cellular component: plasma membrane. The record is from RefSeq and is a predicted model, not a curated record. The coding region runs from base 529 to 1998 and encodes 489 amino acids. Gene Ontology annotation, biological process: adenylate cyclase-modulating G protein-coupled receptor signaling pathway; cell surface receptor signaling pathway. The transcript has 13 exons. Gene Ontology annotation, molecular function: calcitonin receptor activity. NCBI's taxonomy places the organism in Eukaryota, Metazoa, Arthropoda, Insecta, Hymenoptera, Formicidae.
GUGCCACGCGAACUGUGAGUAUAUUUACCAUUCGGUAGCAACGUCUGUCAACCGUCGGCCGUCGAUCGCCGGUAAGAGUUAAAGUUGUUCUUUAUUUCUACGUAAGAAUGAAGGGUAGCGCGGAACGAAGGACGGACGGGCGAGUACGCGCCGUCUGAACGGUCUGAACUUCGCCGCGAGUCACCGCGAGACCGGCGAGACUCGCGCGAUCGUGGCCGCGAGUAUACCGCGAGGGCGGAGUGUUUGCGCGCGCGCGCGCGCGCGCGAGCGCGAGGCGGAUACGUCGUUUUAUGCGUAAACGCGCACGGUAUCAUCAAACGCACUUCGUGAAUAUACAACAUCGAAAAAAUCUAGAAAAAAAAGAAACGGAGCAAAGGAUCAUCACGUGUCCGCGACAUAAUUACGCUUGUUAUCGCGCAUCGUGAUACGCGGGACAACGAGAAAUUCGCCCAAGCGGAAAAACUCAAGAUCUAGUGUGGUUCGGACGUUGACGUAUUUCAUUCUUGUAACUUGUCAAAAACAUCAAUCAUGGAGACGCAAACUGAGAUGCCGGGAAACACAACGGUGGGUAGCACGCUACUCGACGAGGAACUUCGUCGAAUUCUAUUGGAACGUGAGCAAGAAUGCAUGAAGCUGAAAGCCGCGAAUACGACGCUGCCGCCGACGGAACCAUAUUGUCGAUUUACUUUCGAUGGAUGGUCCUGUUGGCCGAACACUCCAGCAGGAUCAACAGCUUAUAUAUCAUGUCCUGACUUUAUCACUGGCUUUGAUGCAUCACUGAUGGCGCAUAAAUACUGCGAACUGAAUGGCACGUGGUUCCGUCAUCCCGAAUCAAAUCAAAUAUGGAGCAACUAUACAACUUGUGUGAAUCUACAGGAUCUGAGCUGGCAGCAAAGUAUAAGUGGAAUCUACGAGGUGGGAUACGCAAUAUCCUUGGUAGCUCUCUUGCUUUCCUUAGGAAUUCUCACGUAUUUUCGAUCUCUCAGAUGCGCACGGAUUACACUGCAUAUGAAUCUAUUCACGUCGUUCGCAUUCAACAAUGCUUUGUGGCUGAUCUGGUACAGGUUCAUAGUAGCGAAUGCGGAUCUACUACUUAAUAAUGGCAUACCUUGUCGCGUUCUGCACGUAGUCCUUCAUUACUUUCUAUUAACAAACUACGCUUGGAUGCUCUGCGAAGGCUUCUAUCUGCAUACGUUGCUAGUGAGUGCAUUCACUAGCGAGCACAAAUUAGUGAAUUGGCUGAUGGGACUCGGAUGGCCAGUGCCAGCUGUAAUCGUCACCUUAUAUACAGCUUUACGUGCAUCCAGUGACGAUCCUACAGACACUGAGCAGUGCUGGAUCAAUGAGGGCAAUUAUAUGAACGCGCUGAUUUAUCCCGUAUGCGUUUCCACUUUGUUGAAUCUACUUUUCCUGUUUAAUAUCGUACGAGUUCUUCUCAUGAAGUUACGUGCCGGUCCCGCCAUUGGAACGCGCCCUUCACGAUCUAUGCUGCAAGCUUUCAGGGCCACAUUACUUUUAGUGCCCCUCUUGGGCCUUCACUAUUUAGUAAUUCCAUUUCGGCCGCCAAAAAAUCAUCCUUGGGAGAAUUUUUAUGAGGUUCUUUCAGCAAUCACCGCUUCUUUCCAGGGUCUCUGUGUGGCUGUGCUUUUUUGCUUUUGCAACGGCGAGGUAAUAGCACAAUUCAAGAGAAAGUGGGAUGGCAGCGCCCUUUUACGAAAACGAGCUAAUUCCUGCACGGCUACAACAGUCUCGGUCCGAUGGCGGGAGAGGAGAAGGUGUGACUAUCAGCCGGCAGCAGCGGUGCCGAGGGACGACGACUGCAAUAAGCGAUUGGCGAGCGAAGAUCAGCAACUGCAGCAGUCACAGCAGACCGUGCAGGUGAUCGCCGCGGGCCGGCAGGGCAAUCACGGCAACAAUAAUCACACACGGGUGUUUAUCAAACGCGGUGGCGACGGCGAUGAUUUCUCCCACGACGAGUACGAUCAGACGCAGUGUUGAUGAUCGAAUCGACUGGAAUGAUCAAUACCGAGAAUGAUCGUACUGCGGGACCACAUAGAAAAUUAUUUUCUCUCUCUCUCCCUCCCCCCUCUCUGUCUUUCUCUUUCUUUCUCCCUAUCUUUUAUCCCAAAACCGGUCUCUUCGCAAGUUAGUCGACAAACCGGAAUUGGCAAAACUUAUCGAUUCGUGAUUGACAAAUAUGUCAUUUGUUGGAAACGACAAAUUAUACAGAGAGGUAACGAUAACAAUAAACGAAAUCAGAAAAUUUAUACAAGAUAAAUGUACCACUUAUUAUUAGUCUCAGUGGAUAUAACAUAAUUAU